Molecule: messenger RNA, 4138 nt
Organism: Acipenser ruthenus (sterlet)
Lineage: Eukaryota; Metazoa; Chordata; Actinopteri; Acipenseriformes; Acipenseridae
Product: dnaJ homolog subfamily C member 5-like
Exons: 7
Coding region: 233-796 (187 amino acids)
Source: RefSeq, a predicted model, not a curated record
CAGCAUGCCUGCAAGCCUGCUUGACUUUCUUUCCUGAUCCUCUGCUGAUUGGCUCAAUUCAUUUCUGCCGUUCCGCUUCCUGCUGCGAAGAGAAAGCCGAACAAACACAACCUGUCUGACACUUCCUAGGAAGGGUAGGAAUCUGACUGUCGGGAGAUCACUUAUGAAGGGGAUUUCUCUAUGAUCCUGCAACAGCCCGUCGUAAUUGAAUUAACACAAACAGCAUCAAAUCAUGGCAGAUCCCAACAAACCACAGAGAAAGAUGUCCACGACGGGUGAAACCCUGUACAAGACUUUAGGACUUGAGAAAGGGGCAUCGGCAGAAGAAAUCAAAAAAGCUUACAGAAAACUUGCUCUGAAGUAUCAUCCUGACAAAAACCCAGAUAACCCAGAAGCAGCAGACAAGUUCAAAGACAUAAACAACGCCAACGCGAUCCUUAAUGAUGACACCAAAAGGAAAAUCUACGAUGAAUACGGUUCUAUGGGACUGUAUGUGUCUGACCAGUUUGGAGAGGAGAGUGUAAAAUAUUACUUCUUGAUGUCCAAAUGGUGGUUUAAGGGUCUGGUUUUCUGCUGUGGUCUUUUCACUUGCUGCUGUUGCUGCUGCUGUUGCUGUUUCUGCUGUGGAAAAUGCAAACCACCAGUAGAGGAUGAAAACUACCAGUAUGUGGACCCAGAGGACCUAGAGGCACAGAUCAAAGCAGAACAAGAAGCAGGUGACCAUGUUAUAAUUAUACAGCCUGCCCCUAGUCCAGAUCCAGAAAACUCAGGUGAAACUCCGCAGCAGUCAAAGUGACUCGAUCCAAGUGACAGUUCGGAAGAGCUGCUUCGGAACAAGGGAGCUUCUAGAAUCCCUAUCGUGAUCCAGCCACAGGCUGCUACCAGCACUUCGGAGUUCAGCCAGCUUUCUAUGGACCAGAAAGCCUCCUAUAAAACUGAUAAGUAGCAAAGCAAAGCCACACAGUUCUGAGGACAUCAUCAACGGGUUUAAAAUCUAGCUCACCGUUGCCAAUAUUUAUUUUUAGAAUUGUAUAUGUCAAGACUACCAUGACGUGAUAUCUAUGUAUGCUGGAUUAAGUGAAUUACUGUGUAAAAUUUGCCAAAACAAUGCUAAAGGAAAUGAAUGUGCUUGUGCUACUUGCUGUGCCACACAAACACCUGUAUGUGUUGUACUAUGCAUGGAUGUUUUCUAGUCCUAAGAUUACAAAUAGAUUGGUACCACAGUUCUUACAAGCCUGGAGUGGUGAUUUGUAAUAUUGCAAGUACAGGGUGGUUAUACUUUGUGCUUCUCCUGUGGAAAACCAUUCUGAACUGAAUUGACUCGUCUGCAUGUUGAUUUUAUCUCAAAAAUAGACAAUGUUCUUGAGAGGAACUGUGGCCAUAUUAAAUCAAUAGUAUAUUGCAAUAGGCAUUGGCUACAGUCUUUUUGCUCUUCAGGGAGUGUUUUUUUUUUUUUUUGUAUAAAGUGGUUGAGUGAUUUUAUAUUGAGGUGCACAGCAGUGGUUCAUCUAGCCCAGAUAUUACACUUUACUUAACCAACUAAAACUCUAGAUCUUAGUUAUUUAGUAAUUAUUUAAUGACGCCUAUAAAACCUGCAGAGUCACCACUUUAUAACCACCCUGUAUUUUGGGGCUAGUGUCAUCCUGAUUGUAUUGCAUGGAUUGCAGGAUAUUACCAUGUGAUAUAUUCAUGUACCUGUUUAAAUUGCCCUUGACAUGUGUACUUGAUGCUGUAUAAUAAGAAGUCUUGCCGUGUACAGUAUGCAGCCCCUGGACCAUCGCUCUUUAUAGAGUGGAGAUGUUGUCUGGAGUAGAUGGUGUACAGAAAUGGUAGCACAUGCAUGCCACUGUGAUGUCACAACCUCCACCCGCUUGCUCCUGCAUUCUGUUCACUUGAUAGUAACCAAAUAGGACUAUUAGGGUCUUUUAUUGAGAUGUUUAGUGAAACCAGCACCAUAAGGCAACAUCCCAAACUAACUAGACACAUUCAUAUCUGCCCUCACCAUGAGAACUAAGCAUGUGUCCCACUUCAAAACAUUUAUAGUCAUACAGACUCCUAAAGAUUUACUGGUAUGAUUGUAUUAUUUUUUUUUGGCUUGGUAGCUUAUUGGUAAAAUGUUUUCUAUCAGAGCUAUUUCUAAAGAGGGUUUGGAGUUUGUUCUCAGUGUUUCAAACAUCAGAGAAUUUUUUUUUUUCCAAACACUCUUCAACAUGCUUUAUAAAAGUGUAAAAUUUGUGACGGUCCAGAAAGAUAUUUUCUGUUCGUUCUGAACAAGCAAAGGCUUAAGUACACGUAAGGUAACCGGGAGCAAGCAGCUAUGUUACCUAGACAGCAAAAAAAAAAAAGAAUUGCUUUGCCAAAUGUUGCUUUCUGUGCUCCUAGAUGAUUCCUACCACAUAAGUUUACUGGUGUUCAGAACAUGUGGCUUUGCUGACAUUGCACCACCACACUUUUGCGUUCACAAAACCUUUUUUUUUUGUUUCUGCUCUUGCAUAAAAUAUUGGCUGUUGGAAGAAUAGAAAAAAAUAAUUUUAUUUUUUUAAUGCUAUUAGACUGAAUUAAAGUGCUUGAACCCUUAACACAAAACAUCAUGCAAAGCCUACCAAGCACUGGGUUUCUUGAAUAAUAAGACUCCAGUCAUUGAAUAUGGUAGCUCAUUCCACCCUGGGUUUGUGCUGUUGUUCUAAGACUUUUCUCUGUGAUUACAGCAUCAUUUACAAGUUAUCAUAUGCUGUAGGUUACAAACACAGGCAUUUCAGAGCACCUACCAUGUAUGAUUUUGUAGAUGCAUUUUUUCUUAUCUACACUACAGUUUGCCAGCCAUCAUUUGUUCUUAGUAAGAAGUUCUCAAGUUGUUAAUAAAAAAAUUAAGACAGUUUGUAUUGGUAAACCACAGGUAAAUUGUAUAUACAGUUUACCCUUGCAGUACAAAAAUAAAAUAAAAUAUUGAACUGUUACUAUUAUGUUAUUUGCACAGUUGGAGAGAUUUGGAAUGCCCUUGCACUGUACAGAUACAUUUUCUGUAUGAAGAUUAGGCCUAUGUAUCCUUUUCUCAUCCUCGUCACUUUACCUCCUGCUGGUUUAUCAAUACGCUUUUAAAAACCAUUCAUUCCAAACAUGCAGCUUCUCUUCAUGCUCCAAAUGACUAUUUCCCUAUUGGACUGCCCAACCUCCCCAUAAACACUUUCUAUAGCCACAGACAAAGAAAUUGCACUUUGAUUACCAUCCAAUUCUUUGGAUGGUAAUGAUGAAAACAGCUCACCUGAGAACUCCACUUGCUUUGCAGCAUGCAAACAGCAUCAAUAGUUUUGGCUGUAGAAGACCUGGUGGCUGAGUUGGCUUUGCUUUUGGAUGGUAACUGAAGGGACCUUGGUUAAAGCACUAGUUAGGGUUAUUAAUUAUUGUUGCAUAUAAAAUCUGUUUUAAAAAUACACACUGAAUCUACCCCAAAUCACUGAAUGUAGGUUAACUAAUUUUGUACUGACAAAAAUACCUUCUGAACUAUUUUUUACAAUUGGUGCAUUCAUUGUGCAACAUGAAAUACUUACUAAUAAGAUUAUGUUUUUUGAGGAAAUGGCCACUAUUUUAUACCAGCAAUCUAUAUAUAUCUUUAAAUACUCCAUGAUUAGAAAAUACUGUGUUUCCUCCCUUCCCUUCAUUUAAAAUAAUUGUUUGACAGAUUCUAAUGUGUAUACAAAUGUUUUAUGAAGUGUGUACUUUUUUUUAUUAUUAUUCUGAUGCUUACCAUAAUAAAUAUUUUGUUUUUAAAUGGAUGUAACAUGUUUAUAGACAGUUUUGGAACUUUGACCAUAGCCAAAAUAUAACUAUAGAAAAUAAAGAAAUGUCAUGUUUGUGGUUAAAGAUAUUAACCACAGUUAUGUUGAUAACAAUACUGAGUCAAUAUAUCUUGCCCUAGUCACAAAACGUUGUCAUUAAGGUAAGGUACUGUGAAACCUUUUUUAAAAAGUAAGUGGAUCAUUCUUUGUUAAGGCUGCUGUAAAUGACCAGUGUUUGCUUUUGUUACAAAUUACUGUUUUAUUUUUUGUUCCAAGAUGUUUCUGAUGAAAACUUAGCUGUAAACAUGUAUAUUUGUAAACCAUUAGAUCUAAAUAAUAAUAAAAAGGGGAGUUUAUAUCAA